UACUGAUCGAGCCAAGCGCUGAACGAGCUUAGAUACAACGUAAACAAGCAGAAGCAGUCGCACAUCCUCGAAAAACUUCCCAUAUUUCAUGGUGUUGCUGUUGGAAAAAAUAUAGUCUGACGAGAAACAAACUUCCAAAGACCAGAGAAGCAGAAGAAGGGAGACGAGAUGUCGGAGCUUACAUCUCUUGAUUCGGUGUACCUCAGCACCGUGCUAGCUGACACAGUAGAUCAGCUAGCGGUGCUGGGGAAGAUCAUGCCCUCAACUUUCGAAGGAAGGCAGGAUGCAAAUGAGAUGGUUGGAGAUGAGAUUAGCCAGAUCCUGGACAGCCAAAAGAACCUGGAGUCGAAGUAUGAGAAUCUGAUGCAGCAGAGGACCGACCUUAGGGCAGGGCCAAAGCGAGAUGCACGUCGUCUGCAGGACAACAACCAGGAGAUCGGGUCCGUCGUGGGCAACCUCCGGACUGCCAAUCAAACCUUUGCCAAGAGUCUGAAGCAGAGUCCGUUGACCUCUGAUAAUCUUUAUAAGAUGCAGGAUGACAGACAAUUCCUUCAAGAUGUCCUAAGUGCAACGUUGGAUGAGAUGAAUCGAGAGAAGAUGUUUACUGCCCUCAUCCAGUCUGUUACCAUGGAGAAAAAUAAAAAAGCGGAGCUUCAGAACACCAUUCUCAAGGAAGAAGAAGGUCGUAAGAAAAUCCGAUCACUGCAGAAACAGAUUUCCACGGUGCGAGUAGAAAGAGAGGAGGAGACACAGCAGCGGAAUCAGAUGAUUGCCCAUUUGAAAGAUCAGCUGCAGGAGAUGAAGGCUAAGACCAGCAUGGAGGGCAAGUAUGUGCAGAAAGAUGCAGAGGUUGCCGUGGGACAGAUGCAGAAGAGAUGCUUUCUCACAGAGAAGGAGAUGAGGGAUGAAAUAGAGCUUUUGAAACAAAAAGUAGAUGAGGAGCAGAGAGUUAACACAGAAAUAGAGACGUAUCUCAAGAGGCAUCAAACUGAAAUGGAGGAGAAGGUUGAGUACUGGAUGGAGAAGUAUGACAAAGAUGUGGAAGCUAAGACGCAUGAGCUAGAGGUCCUCAAGGCUUCAAAGUCAAAUGAUCUAGCGAGGCUCCAAGAACUCACCAAAUUGUAUGUAGAGUAUGAACAGGUAUGCGUGGAGGACAGGAUAGAGAAAGAGAAAGCAAGACGUAAAGCUGAACAGCAAGAAGAGGAGCUCAAAUCAUGUGUCUCGCUCCAGUCUUGGUGGCGAGGAGUCAUGGUCCGGAAGCAGCUUGGUCCAUACAGCAAGAAAAAGAAGAAGGGAAAGAAAGGAAAGAAGGGGUCCGGAAAGAAGAAGGGAAAGAAGAAGAAGUAGAUGGCUCAUUCUAUCCAAACCAUAUUUUAUCAAUUCUCAUUUCAAUUUGAUGUCCUAAUUCACCAACACUCCCUGCACAAGUUUAACUGUAAAUUGAAAUGUAUAGAUACAAGAUUUUUGUAAUGCAGAACAUGUGUAGCUGACCAUAUGGGGGUGAUUGUUGCACCGAUAAUUGUACAUUUCAAAUAGUUCAAAUUCGGGUACCAAAAGUCGACCACUGCCUGGUAAUAAGAUAUACAUGUACACCUUUCCAAAAGUAAGAAGGUAAUGCUAUCAAUAUUUGCUUAUCAUAUCAUUAUAUUCAUUCACAAGUAAUCUUGUGAUUACUAACGGUUUCAUGGGGAUGAUGGUGACCGAAAUCUUAUCGAAGAAAAACUAGCGGCAAUGGAUAAUAAUGGAGCUUGAAUGCCAACUAUAUAUUGUGAUAUAUAUAUUUAUAAAUUUGGUGAAGAAUACUUGGAUCAGUCUUGUACAGUCUGAAUUAUUCCAAAUACUGUUAAGACAAUUCUGAUUAUUGUUUUGAUAUCUGCUCCACCCCCCCCCCCCCCCACCCCCCCUCAAGGGUGAUUUCAUACUGACAUGUUAUUUCUCAAGUCAUUCUUUAGUAGAUAGGUGGGGGGGGGGAAGAAAAUGGAAUACAGUUAGCCCUCAGCAACAUUUUCAAAUAUUUUGAAAGUAAAGGAUACUUCAGGAACAUUAUAAAUUGUGGUUAUUUCUUGUAUGGUAAAUUUUAUUAUAUCAAUAAUAAGGGAAAUAUGAUUUGAAAUGGAAUAUAUAUAAUAUCCUGAUAUCUAAAUUUCUCCGUCCAUUUCUCUAUGUGUAAAUAAAAGUAUCUCUGUAUGAAA
Strongylocentrotus purpuratus (purple sea urchin) is the source of this 2192-nucleotide messenger RNA. RefSeq names its product dynein regulatory complex protein 9 (gene iqcg). Gene Ontology annotation, biological process: sperm axoneme assembly; cilium organization. Bases 169 to 1347 code for a protein of 392 amino acids. The transcript has 10 exons. Gene Ontology annotation, cellular component: sperm flagellum; cytoplasm. The record is from RefSeq and is a predicted model, not a curated record. Gene Ontology annotation, molecular function: protein binding. NCBI's taxonomy places the organism in Eukaryota, Metazoa, Echinodermata, Echinoidea, Camarodonta, Strongylocentrotidae.